This is a messenger RNA of Leishmania braziliensis MHOM/BR/75/M2904, 966 nucleotides long. Its product is annotated as sodium stibogluconate resistance protein like. NCBI's taxonomy places the organism in Eukaryota, Euglenozoa, Kinetoplastea, Trypanosomatida, Trypanosomatidae. The record is from RefSeq and is a predicted model, not a curated record.
AUGCCCGAUAGCGCCAGGGAAGGGGAAGUAGCCCACCUCACAGCCCGCUGCUGUCUCUUCACCAUCCGUCACAGUGAGAUUCUGCUGCACUGCUUGACUCUGUGGAAAGAGGGCCAACGUGGCGACGGUGACUCGUUUGACUCGACGGAGACCCGCAGUCUCACGCUUGCAAACGCAGGCAACGAUGACGUGGGGAACUCGGAGAGGCACUGGGACUGCGCGCUCGGUGGCAGGUGUUGUGCAACUUAUCUCCCACAGUACCUCCGCUAUCGACAAGGAGUUUGCCUGGCACAAAUGGCCGCUGCCGUUACGACUAUCUUGACCCAUUACCGGAACCUGCUUGUGGGAAGCCUUUACACCAACGACGGAGCGGGGGGGAGAGCAGAAUCCCAUUUAUGCCACUCAAUCACCCUCCCAACUCCGCGUGUACGACUGCACGGGGCGCAACAAAAGGAGCAGCCAAGCACAUACAUUGCCCAGCUGAUGCUCACCAGUAUCCUGCAGAGUGGUACUAGCGCGCCUCCCAAAGCAGUGAGCCCUCUUGGGACUGACUCCAGCGCGAGCAGCGACAAGGCUCUCUGUCUCAGUAAUGUCUACCGUCGUCAGAAGCUCCUCUGCGGCACACCGCGGAUCGUCAACUUAGGUCCGCGCAGGUCCCGGUUACUUUCUUGCAUAAUGGUUUACCUGCGUGCUGACAUGAAGGGGAGUCUUUGCACGCAGGUGUACUGGCUCACCUCGGGGGUGCACGAGCGUUACUACGGCACCCCAGGAAAAAUGAGAUGCGUUUUUUUCUUUCGUGAAGCCGAGCUGAAACCCGGAAGUGCUGGGCAGGGCCUUGGCUGGGUUACAGCCUGGCAAAGCCGCGCGAAUGCUCAACGCGGAGAUGGCCAUGUGUGCGGCUGGCACCCCUGCGGUGGCUCUGACGAGCGAUUACCCAACGAAGCUGCCUGUUGCAGGACCAGCUGA